Photinus pyralis (common eastern firefly) is the source of this 676-nucleotide messenger RNA. Its product is annotated as DNA-directed RNA polymerase II subunit RPB7-like. Gene Ontology annotation, molecular function: single-stranded DNA binding; translation initiation factor binding; single-stranded RNA binding. Gene Ontology annotation, cellular component: RNA polymerase II, core complex; P-body. The transcript is spliced from 6 exons. The record is from RefSeq and is a predicted model, not a curated record. The coding region runs from base 91 to 612 and encodes 173 amino acids. Lineage: Eukaryota; Metazoa; Arthropoda; Insecta; Coleoptera; Lampyridae. Gene Ontology annotation, biological process: positive regulation of translational initiation; transcription initiation at RNA polymerase II promoter; DNA-templated transcription.
ACAAAUGCGCCUUUGGUAUGCAUUCUAACCUCACAAAACAUAGUUGUAUGCAUAACCUCUAAUCAAGUGUUUAUUUCUUAGUUUUCUAACAUGUUUUACCACAUAUCAUUGGAACAUGAAAUUCUUUUACACCCGCAAUACUUUGGGCCACAACUGCUUGAAAAAGUCAAGACUAAACUUUACACCGAAGUUGAAGGGACGUGCACAGGAAAAUAUGGUUUUGUCAUUGCAGUUACGACCAUCGAUAGCAUUGGGGCCGGUUUAAUAUUACCUGGCCAAGGCUUUGUAAUAUACCCUGUGAAAUAUAAAGCAAUAGUCUUCAGACCGUUUAAAGGUGAAGUACUCGAUGCCGUAGUUCGACAAGUAAAUAAAGUGGGAAUGUUUGCCGAGAUAGGACCACUUUCGUGCUUUAUUUCGCACCAUUCAAUUCCUGCCGAAAUGGAGUUUUGCCCCAAUGUCAACCCGCAGUGCUACAAAACCAAAGAUGAAGACGUAGUUAUUCAUGCAGAGGGUGAAAUUAGAUUAAAAAUAGUGGGAACACGGGUCGACGCCACUGGCAUUUUUGCUAUUGGGACACUGAUGGAUGAUUACCUGGGAUUAAUUAGUAAUUAAGAGGGUUAAUUUGUAUAUUUUUUGUAAACUAGGUGAAAUUAAGUAAUAAAAUUUUUUAUGUUCA